GUUUUCAGUCGUUCGCUGGCAGACGCGCCGACAACGUGCGUCGCAGUCGCAGCAGAUUCCGAUUCGGGUUCAGAUCGAGAUUCAGAUUCGGAUUAACAUUCGCGCAGUGGAAGUUUGCAGGAGUCUCGUGCAUGAUUGCAAAAAGUGUCGCCUAAACAAAAUAUAAAUAGAAAAGUGCACUGCAUGAAGGUGCAUGCAAAUGCAUUCGUCCCACUGUAUAUCGCGUAUAAUCGCUGCACACUCACUGGCUCCCAUAUACGCAUUGCACUAAAAAACUACGUAUAAAGACUUAUAUAUUUAAUUAAAUUUUUGAGUUGAGCCUUUUGUUGUUGGUGCUGCCUAUAAUUCUGCUUCAUUUUACGUCGCUUGAGAACGGCAAUCCCCAUCGACUAGCAUCAAUUGUCGCUGAGCAUCAGAGCUGAUAGCUUGGAGUAAUAAACAGCGGGUUUCAUUUCGAAUAAGAUUUACAUUUGCGGGGUGAGGCCGCCGGUGGCAGUUAAAGACUAUUAGAAGAUAAUCUGACGUUCAGAUUUGUACUACUACUGUUCAUCGUGAAGUGACCCAGAAAAACUGCUGCUCAAAAACUAGGUCAGACGACCAAAAAAGACGUAGCAAAACAAAAGCGGAACAAAACGGCAUGAACUUGGAACGACAAGCAACUGGGCAAUUUUAAUUGAGACUUCAGAGUCUCAGGUAUUGUGCUUUCUCACCUGGUGGCCACUGGAUGAGCCACCAUGAAGGGCAUCUGCGGCGAGCAGCUUAACAACUUCAUGCUCCUGGGCGACUGUGAAAAUAGCGAGCAUGGGGCAGGACUACCCCAUGAUGGAUCGGAAAUGGAGUCUGGAGCUGGAAUGGGUGGCAGUUUGGCCUUCGCCGCGCGCCGUAUCCGGAACCGACAGGUGCACAGCAUGGCCGUGCGAUCGGGCAGUGCCUAUGACACACUGGAGCGACCCUAUAGGCAUGAUAAGUCUCGGGGUCGUUGGGCCAAAUCGGCGGACUUCUACUUCGCCAGCUGCACAUUUGCCUUCAGUUCGCUGAUCUUCUCCGAACUCUCCACCUUCGGAAUAUUGCAGGGCGGUUGGUUAUUGUUCAUAAUCGCCUACCUUGUGGGUAUGUUUUUGUACUCGCUGCCAAUAUUUUUGAUCCAAGCAUUUCUGGGACAAUUUUCAUCAUCUGGAUCUAUCUCAACAUUUCGGGUGGCGCCCAUAUUCAAAGGCAUCGGCUACGCCAUUCUGAUCCUCAAUCUUGGCACUCUCACCUACUACAGCAUUGGAUCUGUUGUGCCCCUCAUUUAUACCGUGAAUUCCCUACACAAGGUGAUACCCUGGAUGAGUUGCAACAACACUUGGAAUACUAAGGAAUGUUCCUUACACGAGAAUUACGAUGUCGAUGAUUAUAGGGUCGAUCCACAUUCCACUGUUGAGUUCUUUAGAGCGGCUAUUGCCUCUACUGAAGAAAGUUCCGGUUCCAUGAGCAUAUCCUGGUCUAUGCUCAUAGGGGUUUUGGCCACCUGGCUAAUAGUUCUGGGCCUGCUGCUCAAGCCAGUGGCUUUUAUUGGUAAAGCCUUGCGAUGCUCCUGCGUGCUGAUGUUUGGGUUUUUUGUGGCUGUAUUUCUAUACUCCGUCAUUCACGAACGAGUUAGUUUUGAUACCCUGCAAUUUUAUUGGAUGCCCCAGCUGGAUAGCUUUGAAAGCGUCUUAGCCACAUCGCGCACCGCCCUCCUGAUGGCCGGAGUGGCAUUGGGACCCGGAUGGGGUAGUAUCAUAACCUUGUCCAGUUACAACAGCUUCCGCAGCGAUGCGGAGAGAUUAAGCAUCUGGGUGUGUCUUACCCAUAUCACGAUCGGAUUGAUGGCUCUCCUAUUCUGCAAUGUAGCCCACGAUCACUUUGAGGAUCACGUGGGCAUGAUACCAUUACAUGUGGAUGAGAAGCAUCAUAUGCAGUUCUUGUAUCUCUGUUUCUCCUACUUGUUUGGGAGGUUUACCACGACACCAAAUCUAUGGGCUUUUCUCUUUUUUGGCAUGAUAUUCUUAUCGGAAAUAUGUGCCUUGAUCAUUCAAAUGAUGAACGUUCUGACUGCCCUGUUCGACGAGUUUGAAACGUUGCGAUCGAGAAGAAAUCUAGUAAUUUGUUCUCUGGUCUUCUGCCUCACAGCCUCCUCUGUGUAUUUUUGUACCCAGUUGGGCUUUAGUCAGCUGACUCAGCUGCCAAAUUUGGCCUUUUUCUCGCACGUAUUUUUUUCGGGAGUGCUUCUUUUGAUGACCACUUGGGUUUACGGUCGAGUGCGAUUCCAAUGCGAUUUGCAGUUUAUGCUGGGCAAAACUAUCUCAAGUUUCAAAAUUUUCUUUAUACGCUUUGCCACGCCCAUAUUUCUGGGACUGUGUUUGUUUCAACUCAGCUUCUUAUUUCUGCGCGAUAACAUCCACGAUAUCCUGAUCUACGUGAGUCAGGGAUUGAUUCUCCUAACGGCCAUAUCGUAUAUGGUCUAUAAGGUGUCGCGGACGAACGGCGAUUGGCGCCAGCGAAUGCAACAGUGCCUUGCUCCACACGAUUGGCAUCCGGUGGAUGCUGAUAACCGGCGAUUCUACGAGGAAAUCAUGGGCAUCUCCGAAAUGCUGGUGAUCGAUGCCAAUGCCAAUACCACAUAGUGCCUAAUUACCGAAUACUCUUUAGAUCAAAACAUAACACUUAAGGCAUCGCCACAUGACAAAUGAACUGAACUGAACUCACUUUUAUUAUACACCCAUAAGCGGUCACACUAACACACUCGCCGACGAGUGAUCAUACAUAUAUACAGAUCAUGUGCAAAUGGUGAUCGUUGAUUUUUUAAUGGAGUUGUACUGAUAUUUUCCAAAUGUUAGCUAUAGUGAACUAUAAACUGGUGAUAUUUAGUAGUUGCCUACUAAAAAGUUCAACAAGCUUCGGCCAAAAAACAUUGUUACGAAUUAAUAAAGUUUUACCUUUUAGCUAUGUA
This is a messenger RNA of Drosophila rhopaloa, 2974 nucleotides long. Its product is annotated as sodium- and chloride-dependent glycine transporter 1. Gene Ontology annotation, biological process: sodium ion transmembrane transport. Bases 735 to 2648 code for a protein of 637 amino acids. The record is from RefSeq and is a predicted model, not a curated record. Gene Ontology annotation, cellular component: membrane. The transcript is spliced from 11 exons. Lineage: Eukaryota; Metazoa; Arthropoda; Insecta; Diptera; Drosophilidae.